AUGAAUGCUGUGCGCUUCAAUUGGAUUAUGCGAGAUUUCAAAACAAAUCAAGUCUUGAAUACAGCCUCAAGUGUUUCUGUUUUGAUGAACAAAUUGACAAGAAGAUUAUCUAAAAUACCGGAAGAAGUCAGAAGGGAACUUGAGUCCUAUCUUGUAAAUUCCAGAAUUAUUAUAGAAGAUGAUCACAAAAAAAUACCUAAACUUGAUGAUACUACAGCAGAUUAUAUUUGUACUGGUUUAAGGCCACAAUGGAGUGAUAUAGAUGUAAAUUUUCAUGUUAAUAAUGCGAAGUACAUCAGUUGGAUUCUAGAGGGUAUUCCAGAAUCAAUCUUGAUGAAUUAUGAGUUAUCUUCCAUGAGUUUGAAAUUCAAGAGGGAGUGUAAGAUAGACAGCAAAUUACAAUCUCUAGCUGAAGUUUGCAGUGACAAUAAUAAUAGUAAUAAUAAUGUUGAGUACAAUCAUAUGGUUCGAUUUGAAAAUGGUGUUGAGAUUUUGAGGGGAAGGACUAAGUGGAGAUCCAAACUUACUCACAACUUUGACAUUUUUAAUCAUGUUCCAGAAGCUUCCAUUAAAGACUUGUAA
This is a messenger RNA of Arachis duranensis, 582 nucleotides long. RefSeq names its product palmitoyl-acyl carrier protein thioesterase, chloroplastic-like. The coding region runs from base 1 to 582 and encodes 193 amino acids. Gene Ontology annotation, molecular function: fatty acyl-[ACP] hydrolase activity; acyl carrier activity. The record is from RefSeq and is a predicted model, not a curated record. The transcript is spliced from 4 exons. Gene Ontology annotation, biological process: fatty acid biosynthetic process. Lineage: Eukaryota; Viridiplantae; Streptophyta; Magnoliopsida; Fabales; Fabaceae.